This is a messenger RNA of Moneuplotes crassus, 1949 nucleotides long. NCBI's taxonomy places the organism in Eukaryota, Ciliophora, Spirotrichea, Euplotida, Euplotidae. The record is from the annotation of a GenBank genome assembly.
GCAUGGAUAGGCAUAUCAAAAGAAUACAAGCGAGACCUUCAACACAGAUUUGAAAAAGACUCAAACCCGUGGAAUCUCAAAAAGUCUACGAAAAUCCAAAUAACCAGAAACUCUUCACUUUGAGAGGUGAUUCGAGCACUAAAAGUAAAAGAAAAUCCCCUUCAAUUGAUAAAGAGAACAUUCAGAUUUCAAACAUUGUCCUUAAUGAUGAUUCUAUGAGGAAUCUAAAGGCUUAUGGUUAUCCUGAAGGAGAUAACCAGAAGCCUGAUAAUAGCUCAAAUUCCCAGUUCACUGCAUUCAACCAGAAAAAGCACAAAUUCAAAGGAGACGCUAAUGUUGAAGAUUCCUUUGGCAGUACUAAAAAGAAUAUAUUCGAACAACUAAUUGCUAAUCUGGGGAUCGAUGGGAGCCAGAAGCAUGAUAACAAAUUUAUGGAAACAAAUAAAGAGCUUCUAGACAAUAUGAAGAAAGUGAAUAAUCUGACCACUAUCAUACAGUCAACUAUGGAUAAAUUUAAGGAAUAUUACAAGCUUGAUAAAUUAGAAACCCAUUUCUGCAAACUUAAAAUCCUUCUUCUUCAGUCGUUCAAAAUUGCUUUUAACCAGAUUGCUGAUCUGAGUGCUGAAAAAGACUGAGAUAACCCUAAAGAACAUGCUAAAAGCUUAAGAGAGCUUAGACAGAAGCACAAGAAGUUAAAGGUAAACUACCGGAAAUAAAUGUGAUGAUCUCCAAGAUCUCUCCCAUACACAUCAGAAGCAGAUGGCCAAACUUCUGAAGAAACUAGAUUUCAAAGAGAGAGAAAUAGAUAAGAUGGCACAACAACUUGAAGAAAUUAAUGAAGCUCCUGACGAGAAAUCCUUCCAUGGAGAAAAUUUUGACUCAUUAUAUAAGAGAAUAGAAGACCUUGAGAAAGAAAAUACCAAUCUUCAGAACUAUUCCAGUUCAUUGGAAGAGGAACUGAAGCAGACAAAGCUAGAUCUUCAUAAUAAUCAAGUAAAUUUGAUCGAUCCUCUUAAGAACAAUCUUGCUGGACUUGAGAAGUUGAUUCAAGAGAAAGACCAAAAAUCAAGAAGUUACAGAAGAAAAUUAAGAAAAUGCAAGAAACAGCUAGAGUUCACAAAGCGAGAGAAGUCUCUUGGAUAUGGCCAGAAUACUUAUUAUCGUGAUAUGCUGGUAACUAAAAAGAAAACAAGAAAUCUAAAGCACUGAUCAAAAAGCCGUAAAUCCAGCUUUAUUAACGAAAAUAAGAAAAAUGAUAUGAAUAUCACAACUCUGGAAUCAAGCAGGGAUAUAGAAGAAAAGCAUUACAACUCAAAGACUCCUAAUAAUUUUUCAAAGCAAUAUUGUGAACUUACAGAAGAAAACUCUCGUCUUUAUCUAGACAAAGAGCAAUCAAAAAGUCAGCUGGAUUUUCUCAGAAAUCCUCCACAAAUAGAAAAUUACAGAAAAACGAUUGAGACAGAAAAUGAUAUCCAGCAAGUUCUGACACCUACAAAGAUCAACAGUGAUGAAUCCUCAGAAGAGAUUUAUUACCCUCAGAGAGGAAAAUCAGUUAAUUCCAGACAUCUUCCGCAUCGAAAGCCUAAAUAUAACUAUUGAGCCAUAAAGAAAGGAUUCAGGAAACUUCGCGAUUCUAGAAAUCCUUCAGAAUCAUCAGAAGACCCUCACAACUCCUCAGAUUUUUCUAAAAUUAUCGACUUAGACUCCCAAUGCUACAAUACUUAUGACAAACAUCACAAGGUAAUAUCGCAGACUUCAAACCCCAUCAACAUGCGUUCCAACCCAGUUUCCCAGUCAACUAAAGCCCGCCCUCUGAAUGCAAACAAGAACAACAAGGGCUCAGUUGACUCCGAGUUUUUAUGUACUGGUAAAGACUUACAGAAUCAGAAUCCUCCAAGAUUUACGAAGAAAGGAAGAGCUUUAUGUGAGAUUAUGAUGACUUAAAUGAU